This is a messenger RNA of Cuculus canorus (common cuckoo), 789 nucleotides long. It is a transcript of the gene TTC36, whose product is annotated as tetratricopeptide repeat domain 36. NCBI's taxonomy places the organism in Eukaryota, Metazoa, Chordata, Aves, Cuculiformes, Cuculidae. The record is from RefSeq and is a predicted model, not a curated record. The transcript has 3 exons. The coding region runs from base 58 to 627 and encodes 189 amino acids. Gene Ontology annotation, biological process: cilium assembly. Gene Ontology annotation, molecular function: protein binding.
AUGGGGAAGGGUGAACAUUAACUUGGUGGAGGCCGACGGGACUCGGCACACAGCGCCAUGGCCACGGCCAACGACAGGGCCGUCCUGCAGACCAUCUUCAACCCCAGCACCCCCUUUGGGGACAUCCCGGGGCUGGAUGAGGAGGAGGAGGAGGCCCAGGAGGAAGGGGAGGAAGCCUUCGCACCAGAGCUGCUGGAGCAGGUCCGAGACCUGGAGCUGCAGGGGGUUUCUGCUGCUGAAUCGGGAGACGUGAGCGCAGCCCUGGAGCGGUUCAACGAGGCCAUCCGCCUGCUGCCGGAGCGCGCCUCCGGCUACAACAACCGGGCCCAGGCGCUGCGGCUGCGGGGCGACGUGGCAGGCGCCAUGCGGGACCUGGACACCGCCAUCCGCCUGAGCCGGGGCUGCGGCCGAGCCGCCUGCCAGAGCUUCGUGCAGCGUGGGCUGAUCCACCGGCUGCAGGCGCAGGACGAGGAGGCGCGGAGCGACUUUGAGCGCGCCGCACGGCUGGGCAGCGCGUUCGCCCGGCAGCAGCUGGUGCUGCUCAACCCCUACUCGGCGCUCUGCAACCAGAUGCUCUGCGAGAUGCUGGAGCGGCUGCGCAACCCCGGCGGCACCAGCAGCGAGUGAGGCAGGCACGGCAGCACCGAGCUCCAGCGAUGGCCCAGGUGGGCACAUCCUGGCCACUGGAGAGGGUCCAUCUCCACUGCUGGAGAUCCUGUUCCUCCUCCGGGCUGAUAAAAGGCACCGAAGCGUGUUGGCUUUGUCUUGUCUCUGCUCCACCCCCAAUAA